This is a messenger RNA of Musca vetustissima, 1733 nucleotides long. RefSeq names its product vacuolar protein sorting-associated protein 45 (gene Vps45). Gene Ontology annotation, biological process: intracellular protein transport; vesicle-mediated transport. Bases 6 to 1733 code for a protein of 575 amino acids. Gene Ontology annotation, cellular component: Golgi membrane. NCBI's taxonomy places the organism in Eukaryota, Metazoa, Arthropoda, Insecta, Diptera, Muscidae. The record is from RefSeq and is a predicted model, not a curated record. The transcript has 3 exons.
ACAAAAUGAAUGUAAUAACAAGUAUUAAAUUAUAUAUUGAAAAAAUGUGCACCGAAUCAGGACCUGGCAUGAAAACUAUGCUGCUUGAUAAAGAAACGACAAGUAUUAUUUCCAUGGCAUUUGCCCAAUCGGAUAUGCUGCAACGUGAAGUAUUCCUCUUCGAACGCAUCGAUUCGGGACGUUCCAAUGAACGUAUGAAAUAUUUAAAGUGUAUUGUAUUUAUACGCCCUACGAAGCAGAAUAUACAACUGUUGGCCCAAGAGCUAAGAAGCCCUAAAUAUGGAUCGUAUUUUUUGUAUUUCAGUAACAUCAUACCACGAACAGACAUUAAAUAUUUAGCUGAAUGCGACGAAAGUGAAUCGGUGCGUGAAGUCAAAGAGUUAUAUGCCGAUUAUUUAGCUGUCAAUCCAAAUUUAUUUUCCCUCAACAUUCCGAAAUGUAUGAGUCGCCUUAAUUGGUUACCCGAUGCCUUAAGCCGUUCCGUACAAGGUGUUAUAUCCGUGUUGUUAUCUCUGAAAUUAAAUCCAGUCAUUCGUUAUCGUGGUGGUUCGGCAAUGGCACAAACAUUGGCCAAACAAAUUUACGAACAAAUUACCAAAGAAUCAUCGCUGUUUGAAUUUCGUAAUCCGGAAAAUGGGGCCGCUCCACCAUUACUUUUAAUUUUGGAUCGUCGUGAUGAUCCGGUUACGCCACUGCUACAUCAAUGGACCUAUCAGGCUAUGGUCCAUGAAUUGUUGCAUAUACGCAAUAAUCGUGUUGAUCUUUCCGGUGUUCAAGGUAUACCCAAAGAUUUUAAGGAGUUGGUACUUUCCGGUGAUCAAGAUGAUUUCUAUGGCAAAAAUAUGUAUGCAAAUUUCGGUGAAAUUGGUUCGACAAUUAAAAAUCUCAUGGAGGAAUUUCAACGCAAGGCCAAAGAUCAAAAGAAAGUGGAGAGCAUUGCUGAUAUGAAAAAUUUCAUCGAGACCUAUCCACAAUUUAAGAAAAUGUCGGGCACGGUGCAAAAGCAUUUAUGUAUUAUGGGUGAAUUGUCAAGUCUGACGACCAAACGUAAUCUCUUUGAGGUAUCCGAAUUGGAACAGGAGAUUGCCUGCAAAGCCGAACAUUCCCAACAAUUGCAACGUAUUAAGAAAAUCAUAUCCGAUGAGCGUACUUCCAUUGAUGAUGUGGUAAAAUUGGUGGCCUUGUAUGCCUUGCGUUAUGAACGCCAUGCCAAUUGUGACACCUCGGGUCUACUGAAAAUGAUCAAAACUCGUGGUGGCCAGACACAUGUUAUACCCAGUCUAAUAGAGUAUGCUGGCACGCAUAUGCGUCAGGGAGAACUUUUCAAUUUGGUACGCAUAACAGAUGCGGUGAAAUUAACACGUAACCUUAUCAAAGGCUUGAAGGGUGUUGAAAAUGUCUUCACGCAACAUACACCGCUCCUCAAGGAAACUUUGGAAGAUGUUUUUAAGGGACGUGACUUAGAUCCCCUAUAUCCCACAAUAAAUUCCGAAUUGGUACCAUUCCGUAGACCACCGCAAGAAGUUGUUGUCUUUAUGAUUGGUGGUGCAACCUAUGAGGAGGCAUUAGCUGUCCAUCAGCUUAACAAUGCCGGGUAUCGUGUCAUUUUGGGCGGUACUUACAUCCACAAUUCACAGAGUUUUAUUGACGAAGUGUUGGCAGCCACGGAGAAUAUACAAUUUAAACAUACCAAAUCGAUGCUGGGUUAUUAUGCCUCAACGGAAAAUUAUUAA